Messenger RNA from Uloborus diversus, 2319 nucleotides. Its product is annotated as G-protein coupled receptor Mth2-like. Gene Ontology annotation, cellular component: membrane. The transcript has a single exon. Gene Ontology annotation, molecular function: G protein-coupled receptor activity. The coding region runs from base 1 to 1260 and encodes 419 amino acids. NCBI's taxonomy places the organism in Eukaryota, Metazoa, Arthropoda, Arachnida, Araneae, Uloboridae. Gene Ontology annotation, biological process: cell surface receptor signaling pathway; G protein-coupled receptor signaling pathway. The record is from RefSeq and is a predicted model, not a curated record.
AUGCAGUUGUUGAUGAUUUUUCUUCAUUUAAUGUGCUUGACAGUUAGUGUUGCUCUCUCAAAAUCUUCAGAUGUGGCCGAACACGAUGACGGAAGCACAGAAACUAUUCCCGACUACGAAAUGGAAGAAACUGCUGACGACAAUUCUACUAUUUGCUUCAAACGAAGUGAACUGAACUUCUUAAAUUGUACCAAAUUGGUAUAUGAUACCAGCGAUUACGAAAAAUUUCCCAAUGGAUCAGUGCUGCUCCAAGACGAAAUCCUGCUCCCUGGAAGUUUCGAAUUUAAAGGUGAUGAUCUAAUUGCUUGCGAUUCGUGCACUUCUGUCAACGAUUCCGAUUACGAUAGACUUCAAGAAGCAGACACAACUGAUACAUACAUCGGUAAAAUAGGAAGUGGGAUUUCUAUCGUUGCUUUGUUGCUGCACUUAAUAACCUUCUGUAUUCUUCCUGCUUUGAGAAAUCUUCCUGGAUUCAACCUGGCAUCCCUCAGCGUGGCAUUUCUAUGUGGAUACUUCUUCAUAAUCUAUGGCCAGAUUCCGGAAGUCUUGGGCACAGCUUGUGUGGUAAGCGGCGUGCUCCAGCAAUACUUCUUCCUGGUGGCAUUCUUCUGCAUGAACGUGAUGGCAUUCGAUGUUUGGAGAACACUAAAGUUAACAUCAGAGAAGUUCGUCUUGUGCUCUCGAAACAAUCGAAACAAACAGUUCAUAUGGUAUUUCGCAUAUUCCUGGGGAACACCAUUAUGCAUUUCAAUUGUAACAGUUUCGAUGGACAAUGUCGACGGCGUCCCUGACGCCUUCAAACCACAUUUCGGCAGGGCUGAUAUCUGUUGGAUAACUGGCAGUGUGGCCAAGACAAUUUUUUUUGCCGUUCCAGCAUUUACUCUUUUUAUCAUCAACUGUGCUUUUUUCCUUAUGAGUGCUUUCUUAAUCAAAAGCAGUUCAUUGAAAUGCACUAAUGAUCAGCAAAAACAAACAGCAAAACUGAAUUAUAUUUUGUACGUGAAAUUAGCAAUGAUGAUGGGCAUCACAUGGCUAAUAGGUGUGAUCGGUAUCAUAGCCGAAGAUUACACUGUGUGGAUCAUUCAUGACGUGCUUAAUUCAUUGCAGGGGCUCUUUGUGUUCCUGCUGUUCACAUGCUCCAGAAGAGUUUUCAAGCUUUUCAAGGAGAAAGCCAUCUCUUUUAAUUCCAAAACAUCAUCUGCAGACAAAGGCUCUACAAUCUCAAGCAAAGCAGAUUCACUUCAUAAUACAAUAGUUUAAGUGGUUUCUUGCUGCGAAUUUUAUGAUUGUGCAAGGCUUGCUGUAGGAAUCCGUAUUAAUGAAUUAUUUACAACUAAUUGUUUUGUUUAAAGUAUUUACCUCAAAUAUUAAUUAGUUUGCUUAAAUAACUUUCAUGUUAAAUCUUCUGAAAUUUAAGCUGACGCAUCAGCCAUUUUGAAUCUGUUUCAUGGAGAAAGCCAACUCUUUUAAUUCCAAAACAUCGUCUGCAGACAAAGGCUCUGCAAUCUCAAGCAGAUUCACUUCAAGAUGCAAUAGUUUGAGAGGUUUCUUGUGGUUAAUUAUAUGAUUGUGCUAGACUUGCUGUAGGAAUCUUUAUUAAUGAUAGAUUUACAACUAAUUGUUCUGUUUAAAGUAUUUACCUCAAAUGCUAAUUAGUCUGCUUAAAAGUCUUCUGAAAUUAAAGUAUACGCAUCAGCCGUUUUGAAUCUGUUUCAUGGAGAAAGCCAACUCUUUUAAUUCGAAAACAUCGUCUGCAAACAAAUGCUCUUCAACCUCUAAAGCAAAACAGAUUCACUUCACGAUGCAACAGUUUGAGAGGUUUCUUGUGGUUAAUUUUAUGAUUGUGUUAGACUUGCUGUAGGAAUCUUUAUUAAUGAUAGAUUUACAACUAAUUGUUCUGUUUAAAGUAUUUACCUCAAAUGCUAAUUAGUCUGCUUAAAAGUCUUCUGAAAUUAAAGUAAACGCAUCAGCCGUUUUGAAUCUGUUUCAUGGAGAAAGCCAAUUCCUUUAAUUCGAAAACAUCGUCUGCAGACAAAUGCUCUGCAACCUCUAAAGCAAAGCAGAUUCACUUCACGAUGCAAUAGUUUGAGAGGUUUCUUGUGGUUAAUUUUAUGAUUGUGCUAGACUUGCUGUAGGAAUCUCUAUUAAUGAUUGAUUUACAAAUAAUUGUUCUGUUUAAAGUAUUUACCUCAAAUGCUAAUUAGUCUGCUUAAAUAAAUGUUAUGUUAAAUUUUCUGAAAUUGAAAUUGCCGCAUCAGCCAUUUUGUAUUUCUUUUUUCAUGUUGUACAAGUUAGUUUUUUUAGGUUACUGUAAACUGU